Messenger RNA from Aspergillus luchuensis, 1437 nucleotides. Its product is annotated as putative cytochrome b5 reductase. Gene Ontology annotation, molecular function: oxidoreductase activity; heme binding. Gene Ontology annotation, cellular component: endoplasmic reticulum. The record is from RefSeq and is a predicted model, not a curated record. The transcript is spliced from 2 exons. Lineage: Eukaryota; Fungi; Ascomycota; Eurotiomycetes; Eurotiales; Aspergillaceae. Bases 1 to 1437 code for a protein of 478 amino acids.
AUGGCCCAACCUGUACCCUUAGACUCGACGGUCACAAUGGGAGCUGAUUCCCAGCUUGCCGAGUAUACAUUGGCCGAUGUUGCCAAGCAUAAUCGCAAGGAUGACAUCUGGAUUGCCAUCCACGGGCAAGUAUUUGACAUCACCGAGUACCUGCAGGACCAUCCAGGAGGCGUGGAUGUUCUCCUUGAGACCGCAGGCACUGACGCCACAGCAGAUUUCGAGGAUGUCGGCCAUUCGGAAGACUCCAGGGAGAUCUUGCAGGACUACUUGAUCGGUACCCUGAAAGACGCUAAGAAGUUUGUUCCUCCAAAGGCAGUCCGUGUAAUUUCCCAGAAGCCAGAGAAGACCGAAAACCCGGCAACCAAUGGUUCAUCGCUCCUGGCAGUCACUGGGGCCUUAGGAGCGGUAACGACACUGCUUUACGUUCUGAAUCGGAAGAGUCCCGGAGUUUUCGAUAUGAGAAAAGUUCUUGGCAGUGCCAUGCCACAAGAGUUCAGUGGAAUCAGACUACCAGGCGGUGGAUUCGCCAAUGGAUUUCUGGCAGCUACGCUUUUCUCCUGUGCAAUUGGCAGCGUAGUGGCGCGCCAAGCUGCCAAAAUGAUGAAGAUCGAACAUGGGUUCAUGCGCUAUCCUCCGCAUAUCAAAGCUCGGAAAGUGGCCCGAGCAGACCCUCACAUGGCGAAGGGCUUCCUCGACUCCAAAGAAUACCAGCGUCUACCCCUGAUCCAGAAGGAUUUGUUGUCGCCCAAUGUGUACCGAUUUGUAUUCGCUUUGCCUGAUACGAAGGGGGUGAUUGGCCUUCCCAUUGGACAGCAUGUUGCCAUCCGCGCCAUUAUUGAUGGGAACACAGUGAGCCGAUCCUAUACCCCUGUCUCCAACAAUCUGGACUUGGGCCGACUCGAACUGGUCGUCAAGUGUUACCCUGAUGGUCUACUGAGCGGCAAAUACCUUGCCAACCUGAAUGUUGGGGACGAGGUGGAGUUCAGGGGACCCAAAGGAGCCAUGCGCUACAGCCGAGGGCUAUGUGCCAAGAUUGGAAUGGUAGCUGGUGGAACAGGCAUCACCCCCAUGUAUCAACUGAUUCGGGCUAUUUGCGAAGACGAGCGUGACACGACCGAGAUCAGUCUGAUCUAUGCUAAUCGGAGCGAGGGGUAUAUCCUGCUGCGCGAGGAGCUGGAGGAAUUUGCUCGCAAGUAUCCCAAGAACUUCAAACUUUGGUACAUGCUGGACGCGGCCCCCGAGGGGUGGACGUAUGGGUCGGGCUACGUGAAUGAGACUGUCCUCCGUGAAAGGUUGCCAAUCCCGUCAGCAGAGACUAAGGUUAUGCUCUGUGGGCCCCCAGGCAUGGUAAAUGCGUGCAAAAAGACCUUGGGUGCCAUUGGAUUCCAGACGUCAGGAACGAUCUCGAAGAUGAGUGACCAGAUCUUUUGUUUCUAG